Messenger RNA from Phodopus roborovskii (desert hamster), 1364 nucleotides. Its product is annotated as protein PET100 homolog, mitochondrial. The coding region runs from base 62 to 292 and encodes 76 amino acids. The record is from RefSeq and is a predicted model, not a curated record. The transcript is spliced from 4 exons. Gene Ontology annotation, biological process: mitochondrial respiratory chain complex IV assembly. Gene Ontology annotation, cellular component: mitochondrion; mitochondrial inner membrane. Lineage: Eukaryota; Metazoa; Chordata; Mammalia; Rodentia; Cricetidae.
UUUCGCACUGCUGGAGAGUCGCCUUUGGGCGGAAGUGGCUUCGUAGAGCCGGACAAGCGAGAUGGGGGUGAAGCUAGAGGUGUUUCGGAUGUCACUCUAUCUCACUUUCCCCGUCGUUAUGUUCUGGAUCUCCAAUCAGGCAGAGUGGUUUGAAGACUAUGUUAUCCAGCGCAAGAGGGAGCUGUGGCCACGAGAGAAGGAGGAUCAGCGCCAGGAGCUAGAAGAAUUCAAACAGAAGAUCCGGAAGCAGAGGGAAGAGAGACUUCUUCAAGCUUCUCAGCAGAGCUCCUGAGACCUCCAAAUUCUCAAGUCCCCAGCCCCACCACCCAGGAAAUAACACACACUCAAUUCUUCGUUACUAGUGCCAAGUGUUUUAUUGUUGUUUUCAGGGGCCAGUCUGGGGGCCCAGGAUGGCUAGAACUCUCAAGGAGCUUGUGUCUGGGGUUGGGGGCUGCUGUUCCUGCGGAAGCCAAGUGCAGCAGGGUCCUGAGGGGUGAGCAGGGGUUGAGGGCUGAGAGUCCCAGGUCGUUUCUGCAUUCCAUCCUGUGGAUGAAGAAGAGUCAAAGAGGGAGGAGACCAAGAAAGUACAAGCCAGAGGUGCCUUCAAACAACAUUUUUUUUUUUUUUUUUUGUCUGCCUUUGUCUGUCAAUCAGGGUUGUAUUUGGUGUGACAUGGUCAGCUCUCAGUGGGUUCUUGAUCAGAACUUGGGCUAUUGGUUUACACCCGUCAUCCCAACAUUCAAGAAGAGGCUAGAGAAUUAUCUCAAGUUCAAAGCCACCCUGGUCUACACAGAAAAUUUCAAGCUCACAACCCUGACUCAAAAACAAACAAAUAAAUGUGCUGAGGGGAUAACUCAGUCAUUAAAAUCCUUGUUAUAUGUACAUGAAGACCUGAGUUUAUUCCCCAACCCCAAAGUGAAAAGCCAGAUGUGGCCUUAUGCACUUGUAAUCUCAGUGCAUGUGUAGAGUCAGGGGGAUCUCUAGGGUUUUCUGGCCAGAGAGCCUGGUCUACUUGAUGAGUUCCAGGGCAGCAAAAGAUCCUGUCUCAAAUAACAAGGUGAUGGCGCCUGAGGAACAUUAUUGAGGUUGACUUCUGGCAAGUGGACCUGUAACAUGUAUGCUAGUGUACACAAACACAGCAUUGGGAGUACAGCUCAGUUGACAGAGAGUGCACCAAAGUUCUGGAUUCCAUCCCCAACCACACAGAUGCUCUUGGUGGCUCACACCAGUAACAUUAGCACCUAGGAGGUACAUAUAGGAAAAUUAAAAGUCUAAAGUCAUCAUUGGCUUGUGCAUUUGAGGUCACCUGGAGCUACAUGAAACCCUAUUUCAAAAACAAUAAAACAAAACACACCAAUACAGAA